Messenger RNA from Salvelinus fontinalis (brook trout), 2802 nucleotides. RefSeq names its product zinc finger protein 205-like. Bases 142 to 1692 code for a protein of 516 amino acids. Lineage: Eukaryota; Metazoa; Chordata; Actinopteri; Salmoniformes; Salmonidae. The transcript is spliced from 4 exons. The record is from RefSeq and is a predicted model, not a curated record.
AGGAAGUAGCCGAAAAAUUGUUUAUGGAAAAAUGGUGUUACGUCUAUGGUCUUAAAACUGUGUAGUCUCAAGACAUUGACUGAGCACUUCAUUUCAAAUUACUAUAACAUAAGUGUUUAACAUUGGCAUAGUGCAAAGAACAUGUACGAUACAGUCGCCUUUAACGCUCAGCUAGCCUCCAUCGUCGAGGUUUUGGCGAAUGCAGCCGUUGCCGAAAUCUGCAAACUUGUAGAUGACGGACAUGCUGCCUUACGUUUGGAAAUUUCCCAUAGCCAGAGAGAAAUCGAUAACCUGCGGAGGAAGUUGCUGCUGACAAAAUUCCAGCAUUCUCGACGGAGCGCAGAGAAAUUCGGAACCCUCCGACACACUGUCAGCAGACGGGACACAGAUCUUGUUGCCCGGGCAAGAGGGAGCUUCCAAGGAAAGUCAACAGUGGAGAAUCGCUGUGCCGACCGUAAAGGGAUAAAUUUUACGCAGGAUGCCACCAACUGGAGAGACGCAGGACGCACAGCGACAGACAAGGAUGGGGACAUGCCGAUGGCAGAUAUGCAAGAGGCACCUCUUAUCAAAAUGGAGAACCUUGACACCAGCAGCCCGGAAGAGAUUGUCCAACUGGUCAGUGACAGCAGUGAGAAGAUUGUGCCAGAACCAGGUGCUUCAUCAUCUACUGAAACCACAGACCCUCUGGACCAGCAGGGCAACAGACCCAGAGCUCCAGACACCUCACUCAAUAUAGAACCUGAAAACCAGACGUUCCAGCAUCCAGCGUCACAAUACAACAGAGCAAGACAGGAUCAUCAGGUUGCUGAGGGUGUGACCUGGGAAACUGACCAUCAACCCAUAUCAUACAGUCUGUCCCAAUGGACAGAGAACCAAGACACUGACAACUCAACUGUGAAUGCUCCUCAUAAUGUAGGGCCAGACUCCAAGAGGCUGUCUGAACAUCCAGAGAGGAGAGGGGUGUCUGGUAACUCUGGUGUCUGCAUGUCUGCUUCAGGCUCUCUGGACUGGCUGCCUGAUGUGGUGAUGGUGGACUCAGUUCCCAUUAAAGUAGAGGCAGAUAUGAGUUCAGAAUGGAGCCUAACUGGCCAAGAGGCGACAUCUGUAGAGGUCUGUUCAGACAGCAGGCAGCUUGUGGACAACAGAGGAAGAGGGGGAAUGGAAUCUGGACAGACAAAGUGUCCCCCUGACACUCAACAUGCGGCGCCAGGGACAACUGUAGUACCAAGGUCCAAGUUGCCAGAUUUCAACGGACUGUCCACCCAAAACAGCUUUUCAUCCCCAAGGGUUACCCUCCACCAGGUUCCCCAAAGAGGGAAGCCAGCUCCCUUCCCAAAUUUCAACAGAGGCUCCACUUCUUCACCGAAAGGCAUAGAAAAGCAGCCACAACAGCUAAUGUCUCACUCCACCCAGAGGCAGCUCCGGUGCAGCCUCUGUGGAAAGCCCUUUCCCAAGCCGGCGCACCUGCAGAGGCACAUGCGGGUCCAUACGGGGGAGAAACCGUACGGCUGCAGCCACUGCACCAAGCGCUUCUCCCACAGCCACCAGCUGAAGAUGCAUGAGAGGGUGCACACCGGAGAGAAACCAUUUCAAUGUGUCUACUGUGGGAAGUGCUUCACCCAGUCCGGCCACAUGAAGAAGCAUCUCCUCGUCCACACUGGUGGCAGGCCACAGGACAUUGGGCUGCCCUGAGUGUUCCAUGCUGAAAUUUCCCUAGGUACAGAUCUUGGAUCAGUUUCCUUUCCCCAAUCCUAACGUUAAACAUUUGUCUUAAAAAAAUGCAGAAAUGCCCCAAGAUCAGCAUCUAGGGGCAACUUCACAAUAAUGAUAGGCAGGGCCAGGAGUUUUCCCUCACCAUGUGACCAGACCAGGGGAAAACUCCUGGCCCUAAUUGUAAGGGGAAUGGCUCCACACUACUGGGGUUUUCAUAUGAACACUGGGUCAAUGUGUUUUUGUAUUGUUUUAUUGGAAGUAUUUAAGUUUUCUUGUUUUUCAAUCAACAAACAAAACAAUCCACAUUAACAGAUGUGGCAGACAUAAACAAUAAACAAACAACAAAUUUGCAGCAGCACUAUCCGUGAACGUGUUAGCUAUUUCCAGCUUUAGCUGAGACAACGAGCUUGUUUUACAGCACUUUACACAACAUGUAUAUACACACAUUUCCUUCAUCUCCCCAUUCUGUCCAGUUUGAAAUAUAGUUGAGUAGUGGAGACCAGAGUCCAUUGAACCUGCGCCGUCUCUUGCGGAGGUCACACGUGAGUGCAGAGGUCACACGUGAGCUUUUCAAGAGGAAGAAAGUCAACAAUCUGGUCAAUCCACAUUUUAAAUGUUGGACAGGAAUUUGAAGCCCAACUUGGUAGAAUAAUUUUUUUAGCAAAGUAUGUGAUAGUCAUAAACACAUUUUCUCUGUUUAGAUCAAGAACAAAGUCCUGUUAAGCAUUAAGAAGAUAGAUACACGGGGUCAUAUCAAACUAAAUCUAAUAUUUUCUAUGCAGCAGUAUGUAUAGGUUGCAAAAAUCUGCUCGCAAUGCCAAAAUAUAUGCAUGUAAGUUCCACUUUCAGACACAGGAGGUUGGUGGCACCUUAAUUGGAGACGACGGGCUCGUGGUAAUGGCUGGAGCGGAAUUGGUGGAAUGGUAUCAAACAUGUUUUCUAUGUGCUUGAUGCCAUUUACUCCAUUCCAGUUAUUAUAAAUCAUCCUCCCCUCAGCAGCCUCCACUGCUUUCAGAUGUACAUCUUUUACAAUCAGGAGAAAUGUCUAUUCAUUCUAUGGAGUCUCACUGGGGUGUAAUACAAUUUCUA